Messenger RNA from Electrophorus electricus (electric eel), 3546 nucleotides. RefSeq names its product RAD51 associated protein 1 (gene rad51ap1). Gene Ontology annotation, biological process: interstrand cross-link repair; double-strand break repair via homologous recombination. Gene Ontology annotation, molecular function: double-stranded DNA binding; single-stranded DNA binding. The record is from RefSeq and is a predicted model, not a curated record. Lineage: Eukaryota; Metazoa; Chordata; Actinopteri; Gymnotiformes; Gymnotidae.
UCAGUCAGGGAUCCUGAAAUUGCACGUUCGUUAACAACUUGUAGCUAUAUUCAUAAAAUUGACUAGUACGUAGAGCAUACUCGUUUUAAAGUUUAUUCGGUACCUUGUGUGUACGAAAAUCAGUGGCGGUCGAUUAAUGUAUAUAGCUGUUUUUUAGCUAGACACGGGUUUGAUCAACUAUGAGUUCGUAAAACCUUAAGCUAUGCGUUUGCUAGUCAGAUAAUCGCUAAGCUAGAAGCGUUCUUUUGCUUCUAAAGUACAAAACUAACUUGUCCUGCCUGCUGUAGAAAAUGGACCGACCGGCUAGGCAUAGGAAGAGUGUAAAUUAUUCGGAUUUCCUGGCUGAUGACGAUGAAGAUUUUGCCGCAGUUAAAGCUCCGCCAAAUAAAAAAGCUCGGGCCUCUGUAAAAGAACCUGUGCACGAGAAAAACAGGAAAACCACAAUUAAUUCUGCAAAAGAAAUACGCCUAACAGAUAUAACUGGCAAAGGAAGCAAAGAGAGGGUGUCUUUGGAUGAAAAACUGUAUAAAAGAGACUUGGAAGCAGCACUUUCUCUCUCACUGCUCCAUUCUACAGAAACAGUGGAGGAGCCAAUUACCAUUGGCCAAGACAGGGAAAAGCCACUUGAGGAUUCACCUCCUGUGCUAACGCACUUCAGUGCAGACAGCAGUGGCUUAGAGCAGGAUAAAUCUUCAGGACAGCUCCUUCAAGAUUUACCUCCCAAGCUGUCAAAUUAUAGUGUGGAUGUCAGUGAAUUAGGUUUAGAUCAGCUCAUCAGUGAACUGUCCCCCUCACCUGCCAUCCCCAGACAGAAGAAGCCCUCAAAGACCCCACAGCGACAGAAGCCAGAGGAGAACAACUGUGCAGUGGACCAAGACUAUCAACCCCAAAACACACCUGAGAGUGAAACAGGUUUCAGUGAUCCGGAUGAGAGCGAGGAUGAGGACUACACCGCAAAGAGAACAGGAGAGAGAAAAAAACCAGCCCUCAAGGCUGUUAAGACGGAGAAGAGGCCCGUGAAAUCAGCUAAAGCCAAAUCACAAUCAACAGCACUCAGUAGGAGUCCAGCUGUUUCUCAGCCUGCCUCAAAGAGGACACCCACCACUCCUCCUGUGACUAAGCCUGCACUCUGCUUCAGUCCUGCAGAGGGCAGACUGCCAAAAUGGAAUCCUCCUGGUCUGGUGGGGAGGAGUCCUAGCACAUGUCUGAGUGGCCCAGUGAAGUCACCCGGAUCAGGUCUACGUCUAGGACUAUCCAGAUUGGCUCGAGUCAAACCACUGCACCCUAAUACUGCAGCACUUUGAGGGUUUUGUUUGUUUGUUUGUUUGUUUUGUUUUUUGUAAAACAUGUCCAAAGCAUAUACAGUGUUUGCUUCUAUCUGUCUGCCUUCGAAUCAGUCUUGACUAUGUUGCUAUAAUUUGAUCUGAACUGGGCUAAAAGAGUGUUGCAUUUCUGUGCUGCAAUUUAUUUUUAAUUGAAGAAGUUUAUUCAGUAAUUAUGGCUUUUGUUGUCAUUUUUACAGUUUUAUGUCGUGUUUUUUCACAUGAUUUUUAAGUAUGCUGUCAUGAUCAUUAAAGAAUUAAAUUAAGUCUUUUAGCAUUAAAUGAUUUGAUAUUUAAUUCAACACAGAUGUUUUCUAAUCAUUCUUGAAUGCCGUUUUUAAAUCUGCAUCUUCUUGAAUGCAUAUUGUAAUGUGUAAUAACAGUGUAAUAACAUUAUUCUUAUAAAAUAUCUCCAAAGUACUAGCUGAUGACACAGUUGACUCAUGUUUUGCAGGUAUGAAACCCUGAGCCAUCCCAUCCAAUAUUAUUUUUUGUUUUGACAAAAUGUAUUUCAUGUGUUCAACCAGUAAUUUGGUAAGGUAGGCAUAAAAAUAGAGAUGGAAAGUUAUUUAAUAAGUAUUUAAUUAGUAGUAUUGCUUUCCUUUGCUUUUAGAGCUGCGUCAGGCUGCAUUGGACUGGUCAUAGAAGUCAUGAGAAGUUUAAUUCUACAAGAAAGGUUCAUACAAUGACUAUUGAUACUCUGUGGAACCCUAUUUAGUCUCAUAUUCAAGGGGCUCUUCUUUUAUAGCUGACACAUUGACCUACAGGCUACAAAUGUUCACAUUAAAUAUGCCUUUUUUAGUGUGUUUCAGUUCAUUUGUUCUCUCCCUGUAGUACUUGGAGGAUUUGUUUUACACAUUUGAUUUACAGUAUGCUGCUGUCUCCAUCUGCUGGUAGUUUUAAAGAAAUGGGAAGGUCAAUGUUUUAAGUUCCAUUUCAUUCAAAAUGAAUAGCAUAUUUUGUUAAACAAAAGGUUCUGUCAAAUUUGUUAAUGUAUACUUUAUUCACUCAGGAUUGUGUUGCAAAUUACAAUGUGAACUGUAUUUUUAAAUUAGCAAAUAAUGGUGCUGUGCUUGGCCUAAUAACUAAAUGAUGCAGCUCAUCAGCUAAAGUUUAACGUCUCAGCAAAGGCAGGAGAGCAAUAUUCGCAGAGAAAGCAAACUAAAUAUCAACAGAAUUGUUGGUUUUAGAAGGAACUACACUACUCAUUCUGCUCUUACAGUAAAUGGUGAGAUUGCAGAGAUUGUAAGGAUAUGUCCUGGAAAGAUCAUUCAAAGGUUAUUAAAAAUGCCAGAUGUAAUUUUUGAGGAGACUUGGAAGGUUUGGUCUUAGUGUAAAGAACCUAAUCAGUUUCUAUUGCUGUACUAUAGAGAGUAAUUUUACUUACUGUUUUAUAUUAUGGUCUGGCUGUACUACAGGUUCAGAGCACAAGGCUCUAAGUAACAUUGACAGCUGAAAUACUAACUGCUUCACAACCUUCACUGCAUUUAGUCUGCCUUUAUACAACUCAUUAAGCAAAGCAGAACACAUUCUGAGGGAAACCUCUAAUCCUGCUUUUAGACAUUUAACCACCCAUCAUCAGGAAGGAGGUGCUGUUGUCUGGACGCUAGAAUCACUAGGUUCAAAGACCUUAGGUUAUUAGAAUGGUAUACAGUAAAAAGACAUGACUACUGGUUUCAUGUAUGUUAAUUAUGCAUUUUUCCUUUUUCUACACUUGAAUUGUUCUUUAUGUGUGGUGUGCUGUUUUGUUUUUUCCUUGAGCUCUAUUGUGCUAUAAAAAUGUUACAUAAAAAUGGUAUUAACACCAGGAAUGUAAUUCCUGUACUGAUGCUAAAAUUUUAGUCAUAUUAAGAAUAAAAACAUACUGAUACUUUAUGUGGUAUUGUUAUGCAACCUUUUCUGCUGUAAGAUGUGAGUAUCCCUACGACUUCACAUGGAGCCUUUACAAUUCAUCUCAUGACCUGGAGUGGUCUCAGUUGUGCCGUUUUUUCACAGUCUUUCAGGUCUCAUCUGGUGUGCUUCAAGAAUAGUAUAAGUCAAGAAAUGUAGGAGCUUCUGGAGCCUUUUGUAUUGUAAGUGAAACAAACCGCUCAGGCUUAUCCUCUGAGUCUAGUUCUUAGACUUUAUUGUUCUAACUGUGUACCUAAGCACUUGGCUUUUGGAAUUUGUUUUUGGUCAUUAAACAAAUAUUUGUUAUACUGUAUUUCACAUUCAUUUAUCAGAU